Molecule: messenger RNA, 2287 nt
Organism: Stegastes partitus (bicolor damselfish)
Lineage: Eukaryota; Metazoa; Chordata; Actinopteri; Pomacentridae
Gene: nefla
Product: neurofilament light chain a
Exons: 4
Coding region: 1-2007 (668 amino acids)
Biological process (GO): neurofilament bundle assembly
Cellular component (GO): cytoplasm; axon; intermediate filament
Molecular function (GO): structural constituent of postsynaptic intermediate filament cytoskeleton
Source: RefSeq, a predicted model, not a curated record
AUGAGUAGCAUCGGAUAUGACCCCUACUACUCCACCUCGUCAUACAGACGCUGGUAUGUUGAGGCUCCCCCUCGGGUGGUGGUGACCAGAGGGAGGACCCACUCCGCCUACUCUUCCCACGCAUCCCCGCUGUCCUCCUCCCGGCUGCAGUACUCCUCUCCUGGCCGGGUGCUGUUCUCCUCUCCAUCACCAGCCUCUUCCCUGGAGCUGGAACUCAGCCAGGCGGCCCAGAUCAGCUCUGAAUUUCGAGCCGUACGCACACAGGAGCGCAGCCAGCUGCAGGAUCUCAACGACCGCUUUGCCGGCUUCAUUGAGAGAGUGCGUGAGCUGGAGCAGCAGAAUCGUGCUCUGGAAUCAGAACUGCUGCUGCUGAGGCAAAGGCACACCGAGCCGUCCCGUCUGAGAGCGCUGUACGAGCAAGAGGCCCGGUCCCUGAGGGCAGCUGUGGAUGAAGCCAGGGCAGAGCAGCAGGCUUUCCUGGGCCAGAAGGAGCGACUGGAGCAAACCCUCAAUGCCUUGCAGGGUCGAUACGAAGAGGAAGUGCUGGGUCGGGAGGAGGCUGAGGGCAGGCUGAUGGAGGCCCGUCGUGAGGGAGACGAGGCUGCUUUAGCAAAGGCUGAGCUGGAGAAAAACGUUGAAACUCUGCUGGAGGAGCUGGCCUUCCUCAAGAGGAUUCAUGAAAGCGAAGUGGCCGAGCUUCAGGCCCAAGUCCAGCUGGGUGUCCAGGUGGCUGUAGAGUCUGAGGCUGCCACCCCGGACCUCUCUGGGGCUCUCAGGGAUAUCCGGUCCCAGUACGAGAGGCUGGCGGCGAGGAACAUGCAGGCGGCCGAGGAGUGGUUCAGAGGCAAGGUGGGCUCCCUAACCGAAACCGUGGCCCAGCACAGCGACGCCGUGAGGAGCUCCAAGGACGAGGCAGGAGAGUAUCGACGCCAGCUACAGGCCCGCCUGCUGGAGAUCGAAGCAUGCAGAGGCCUCAAUGAAUCCCUGGAGAAACAGCUGCACGAGAUGGAGGACAAGCAGAGCGCCGAGAUAGCUGCUAUGCAGGACACCAUCGCUGAGUUGGAGAACGAGCUGAGGGGCACUAAACAGGAAAUGGCACGCUACCUGAAGGAGUACCAGGACCUGCUGAAUGUCAAGAUGGCUCUGGACAUCGAGAUCGCUGCAUACAGGAAGCUCUUGGAAGGGGAGGAGUCUCGCUUCAGCGUCGGCGUGGCUGGGGGCGUGUCCUCCUUGUACGGCCACAGUUUGUCGGCGCCCUCCUACGCCCGGCCCGUCCUCUCCAGCCUCAGCUCCGGCACCUCCUACCUGAUGACGUCGCGCCUGCUCAGCUCCAGCGUCAGCACCACCGAGGGCAUCAUCUCCGCCAGCCAUGCCCAGCAGGCAGAGGCCAGCCCGCCUGGGGAGGAGGAGGAAGAGGAGGAGGAGAAGGAGGCAGAGGAGGAGGUAGAGGAGGAAGAGGCGGAGAAGGAAGAAGAGGGAGGCGAAGAGGCGGGAGAAGAGGAGGAGGAGAAAAAGGAGGAGGAAGAGGAGGGAGAGGAUAAGCAGGAGGAGGAAGAGGGAGGAGAGGAGGAGGCAGAGAAGGAAGAUGAAGAGGAGGCCAAGGAAGCAGAGGAGGAGGCAAAGGAGGGAGAAGAGGGUGGCGAUGAGGAGGAGGAGCAAAAAGAGGAGGUAGCGGAGGCCGCUGAAGAAGAGGGAGAGAAGGACGACAAAGGUGAAGGAGAGGAGAGUGAAGCCAAAGAAGAAGCACAAGAGGAGGAGAAGACCGAAGGAGCAGACGACAAAGAGGAGGAGGCAAAAGAGGAAGAAAAAGAUGAGAAGGAAGAGCCUAAAAAGAGUGAAGAGAAAGAAGACAAAGCCGACGCCAAGAAAGAAGACAAAGCCGACGACAAAGAGGCCAAGGCCGCCCCGAAGAAAGACGACAAAGCUGACGCAAAAAAGGAGAAGGAGGAAGAAAAGGCAGCCAAACCCGAACCAGCCGAAGAGAAAAGCACAAAGGGUAAAAAGUAAGCCGUUAGCCUUAGCAACACUUCAGCCAAGACUGUCCACAGCUCGAUAACCAGUAGAGACAUCAGCGCUGUCCUCUCAAAUCUGCUUGUUAACAUGGUGCUCAAUGAAACAGUCCAAUAGCCAUUCACAGCAACAAAUCAAGGUUAACUGCUUGCCAAUAUCCAGAAUAAUCCAUAAAGGUUUGGCUGCACACUUCCUGAUGAGUGUCAAAUGUGUAAUUGCUGAAUGCUACCGUGCGUGUGUGAGUUUUUGGUGGUUAAAUAAAUGAUUGUCAAAGCCA